Mauremys reevesii (Reeves's turtle) is the source of this 4407-nucleotide messenger RNA. It is a transcript of the gene PITPNC1, whose product is annotated as phosphatidylinositol transfer protein cytoplasmic 1. NCBI's taxonomy places the organism in Eukaryota, Metazoa, Chordata, Testudines, Geoemydidae. Gene Ontology annotation, molecular function: phosphatidylinositol binding; phosphatidylinositol transfer activity. Gene Ontology annotation, cellular component: cytoplasm. The transcript has 9 exons. Gene Ontology annotation, biological process: phospholipid transport. The record is from RefSeq and is a predicted model, not a curated record. Bases 716 to 1657 code for a protein of 313 amino acids.
GGGAGCUGAGGCUGCUACUGCAGAGACUCCUCAGUUCUGCUAGCUCAACUCACACACACCGAGCUGUGGUGGGGGAAACCCAAGCCCCAGGAAGGAUCAAAGGUGUGUGUGUGUGUGGAGAAAUAUCAGGCAGCAGAUCCAGUCUCUCCCCCACAGUGCAGAACUGGUGCGUGCAUAAUAGCAGCUGUAAUACAGAGAGGAAGAGGGAGCCUUGUUUAUCAGCCUGUAAAGGAAACGUUAUAAAGCCUUUGUCUUGGAAGUAAGCAUCUCAUCCUUGCUGCUGCCACUGCUCCAAUGUGCUGCUGCUGGUGACAUUAAUAUUUUAGUCUGGUUGGUUUUGGGUUUUUUUGGUUUCUCCAGGCAGCAUGUCUUGAUAUAGCUGAAAAGGAACUGUCGUUUUAAUACAUUUCAAGCGGAUGUCUUUGACUUUAAAGAUCGCAUUUGAUGUUUGAGACUUCUUUGUGUGCAUGUAUGUGUGUGAAAUUCACAUGAUCUCAGUUUGAAGGAGGAAGAACUGGAAGAAAGGAGCAGCUGUAUUGGUUUUUCUUCUUGCUGGGUCAUCCCUCCUGGAUGAUAGUGUUGGGGUCUUUUGAACACAUUGUCAAGUACACACUCGACCAGGGGCUUGAUUCCUUUUUCUGUGGUUUUGUUUUUGCCGUGAUCAGAGUGCAGAAAUAACCACUCUUCUCCAGCUUUGCUGGUUUGCAGCAGAAAUAUGCUCUUGAAGGAGUACCGGAUCUGUAUGCCUUUGACAGUUGAAGAGUACAGAAUUGGACAGCUCUACAUGAUCAGUAAGCAUAGCCACGAGCAGAGUGACCGAGGGGAAGGCGUGGAAGUCGUGCAGAAUGAACCCUAUGAAGAUCCAAAUCAUGGCAAUGGUCAACUAACAGAAAAACGGGUCUAUCUCAACAGCAAACUACCUAGCUGGGCCAGAGCAGUUGUUCCCAAAAUAUUUUACAUUACAGAGAAGGCUUGGAAUUAUUACCCAUAUACAAUUACAGAAUACACAUGCUCAUUUUUGCCUAAAUUCUCCAUUCACAUAGAAACAAAAUAUGAGGACAACAAAGGAAGCAAUGACAAUAUUUUUGACAACGAAGCCAAAGAUCUUGAGCGAGAAGUCUGCUUUAUCGAUAUUGCCUGUGAUGAAAUCCCUGAGCGCUAUUACAAAGAAUCAGAGGAUCCUAAACAUUUCAAGUCAGAGAAGACGGGGAGAGGCCUCUUAAAAGAAGGCUGGAGGGAGACACACCAGCCGAUCAUGUGCUCCUACAAACUGGUGACUGUGAAAUUUGAAGUCUGGGGACUUCAAACUAGAGUAGAACAAUUUGUACAUAAGGUGGUCAGAGAUAUAUUAAUGAUUGGUCACCGACAGGCUUUUGCAUGGGUUGAUGAGUGGUAUGACAUGACAAUGGAUGAAGUCCGAGAAUUUGAACGUGCAACUCAGGAAGCCACCAACGAGAAAAUUGGGAUUUUCCCACCUGCAAUAUCUAUCUCUAACAUUUCCCUGCCUUCGUCAACCCGUAGUGCUCCUUCUAGUGCUCCAUCCACUCCUCUGUCCUCAGAUGCUCCUGAAUUCCUGUCAGUUCCCAAAGACCGACCUCGGAAAAAAUCUGCUCCAGAAACCCUCACACUUCCAGACCCAGAGAAAAAAGCACUUUAAAUUUAACCUAGCAUGUUUCCUUCUGACAAGCCAUGUCUGCCAGAACAAGAAUAACUUAACAUUUACAAAGCUCGGUGUGGUUGUUUGUCUGGAUUUUUUAAACGAGUUUACCGAUCUAGAAAGAUGAUUUCUUUAACUCAGACUUGUUCCUUAAAAUCCUUAAAUAAGUGCAUGUGAGAGAACAUAGUUCAUAUAUUCUGAUUCCCAAAGUAAAGCUCAAAGCCAUAUGGCACAUGGUUUUAAUGUGAAAUUAAAUUGUCUGAGAAUAGCCUGUAAUUGUGAUUGGAAAUGCUGUAGGUAUUUAAUAAAGCUGGCAAGGAUUUCUGAAGGGAACUAGUGUCAAUUUAGGUGCAGGGUUAAGUUAAAGAGUUAAAAAUCCAAUUUUCUUCUAUUAUCUCGGAAUUUCUAAAAUUUUUCUAUUCUCAGGCUUAUCAUGUCUAAUCAUAAACCUUUGAACUGCUACUCAUUGAUACUUGAACACCAACAGCAAUUAUUCAAAUUCAGAUGUUGCUUAAUAUGACUCAGGAUUUGGGGCCUAGCUAACACAAACUUUAAACUUUUUAAAACUAAAUAACCAAUGCACCAAGGCUCCAUUUGUAAUUAAUAAUACUGACUUUAAGGCCAUUGAACUAUUUAUACCUUGCACAGAAUUUAUAAAAGAUUCCACCCAUUUCUUGUUUAUAUUGUAUUUUACUAGUUCUCCCCAGUCCUCGUGAUCAAUCAAGUUAUGUGCUGGUGUUUGUAACCCCUGCUCCAGAUAUAAAAAUGAUGGAAACACAAGCAGCUAAAUAGUUUAAAGAGUCCAAAUAAUGCAAGGGUCUUCUCCCAAUGAAGCUGGGAUCAUAGCAUUCCUGUCAUUCAUUCAAGUCCUCUGAAACCAGCUUUCAGGGUCUGAUCCAAAUCCCAUUGAAGCCACUGGGAAGACUCCCAUUGCCUUAAAUGGGCUUUGGCUCAGGCCCUAAAUAACCACUCGAGGGAUUGUAAAAAAAUCUGGAGUUUAAUGAGGAGGUCUUCUACUAAAGGUGGGGAAGAAUGGUACUUAGUACGUUUGGGGACACUUUAGGACAGUCUCUUAGGACAGGUGGGUGCCUAAUAAGGGUAGCCUCCUGUACAGAUUUCACUGUACUAAUCAGCGCUGAAUGUAUAUUAUGCUAUGGUGUUUUACCAGAUGCAGAAUAGUUGUUGGUUGAGCAUGGAUAGUGAAUAACUAGGCCAUGAUGCUUUGGAACAGCACCUGGGAGUAAAGAUUCUGAAAAGAAACAUUUUUUAUAUGUCCACCAUUGGAAAGUUCUUUAAAGAUCUUCAGCCACAACCUUUGCUCUGCCCUGAUGUGUUACGUAUUCAGAUUCAAUUUCAGAUCCCAGUCUAGGUUUCUUGCUUCAUGGGCUAAUGGGAUAAUAAUGUUGUAGAUGCAGCAUAUUCAGCCCUCAAACAAAAAUAAGUCAUUCAGCAGUGGCCACUUUAGCCAAUUAAGGAGCAGAUUUGAUAAGUUCUAUACUGUCCUCGCUGGACAGAAGGAUUGUGAUAGGAGACCUCAUAAGUGAUGGGGGGGGAAAUAUGGGGAUCCUCUGGGCUUCCUGAAGGAGAAAGAGGACUUACCCUUACUCUAUCCCUGUCCUUUCAUGCUAAGUGCGGUCUCCAGUGGCAGGAAGCAGAUCUCAGACUUUGCCAUUGAUCUCUAAAAGGGGAGAGUAAUGAAAGACGACUUACGAAAAAUAAAGGGGUCAUCUGGCAACUCAGUAACAUGUAAUGUAACAUGUGGGAAAGGAGAGCAACAUCCCUGGCCUGUUAGUGAAAUCACCCUUCAGUCUCAGGAAUAAAAAUCAGAAAAGGGAUUUUCUCCCCAAGCCAGGAGUAAAAAGAAAAAUAGGGAAAUAAGGAGCCACUUCCUUUCUAAAAUUCAGCCUUAUGGAGAAACCUUUCCUAUUGAUGUCCAGUCACAGAACUCGUUGUCGACGUUCAUAUAAUGGGUUUAGUCCUCUGCAAUGCUACCAUUGUGUUUAGUCCUCUGUGAUGAUAUUUAACAAAUGUCAGCAUCUACCACCAUUGUCGUAGUAGACUUUAAAAUGCCCAGUGAAAGGUGGAUAUUAUCUGAAUCACAUAUUCAUAUUGAGAUGGUAUCUUGUACUGUCAGUUAUAACAAGCACGGUGAAGCAGAGAGACGGACCUCAUGGAGUUAAAGUAUCACUGAAUGAUGAAGAAUCAGUUUGUGGAUAGAAUUCCCCGGGGGCGGGAUAUGUUUGUACCGUCUUCCCAGCAUGGUAGCAUGAUUUUUGCUUGUGGAAAAGUUUAACUGACUUAAACUUUUUGACCUUCUGAACAGCUCCAUAUCUAGUAGUAGAUGCUAAGGUGAAUGUGUGAUUUUGAUGGGCUAGAUUUAGUAAUGUGAGAGGGAGGGGAAGAAUACCGCUGUCAGAUUACAUUGAAAAUGUGUGUGUAUUUGAAAGUUAAAAGCCUAUGGCUAAUAAAAUCCAGUAGCUCUUUGUAGGUUAGCCUAUGGUAUGACUUCAUCCAUUAUCUCAUAUAUUGUCCAUGUUCGGCUUUCAUUUCAUCUCAAGGCCAGCAAUUCCAUGUGCUUAGUAAAUUAACUGGUGAUUGAUAUUUGUGAUUUUUUUUUAGCCAGUGUAAUGCCACAGGUAUCAAAUGCUAAAGUACUCCACAUCGUCUUAUGACUUUAAUUAACAGAUGGAUGUACUAAUUAAGUAUUCAUAAUUUAUGCAUGUAUACAAAUAAAUGUUGAUAUUCUUUUA